UGCAGCUUCUCAAAUCCAUUACGACCUACGCGCACGCUGGGAACGGAAACCCUCGGAAUCCACGACCGGACGUAUACUGCAAUUGUAACGGAUAAGUGUUCUUUCGAGCUAUGUGCGCUUCCGCUAUGGAGUACAUUCUAGCAUAUGCAGCCUCUGAACUUGUCAAUUUUCGCCUGAUUGAGUUCAGUUCACUUUGUGAACUUUUAAAAAUCUCACUGGAUAAAACGAUAAUUCGGCAUAGUCCUGAUUAUUGGUCUCAACCAUAUGUCCCGGUUCAUCUGGAGAACGACCGAAUUGCCACACUUCUGGUGGAGCGGAGUGUGCUGAUCAAAUCCGUGUACCAUGUGUGGUGCAGCGCUAGUAGCCUUCCAGAGCUGAUCCAUAAGAUACCAGAUUUGCCAGCAGAACGGACUGACAAAUAUAUCAACUCCUUCGGGUCAUACAAACUCAUAGUUAGCUCGGCCAACAAGAAGCUGUCUCAUGAAGAAAAGCUGGACAUUAUUGAGGCCGUGCUGAAUGCGCACCGCACCCUGAAUGCAUCAGUUUCCCUCUGCAACCCUGACUACCAACUCAACGUUCUGUUGGACUUCAAACCGCGCAAUUGGGCAAAGGGACCACCCGUCAGAGAAGCAGAACUUCGUCAAGUGUUUUAUGGCCGCUUCGUUGCGUCCAGCAAACGGAAGGUCUUCAUGAAUUCUUAUCGCCUUGCGGACCGUUCUUAUCUUGGUAAUACGAGCAUGGAUGUGCGACUUGCUGCUAUAAUGGCCAACGUAGGCCUUUGCGGACCCGGGGCCCUUGUUUGGGAUCCAUUCGUUGGCACAGGCAGUAUCCUGUUGGCCGCCUCUUUGUGGGGUGCUUUUGGAGCCGGGUCUGAUAUUGAUUUUGCCUUACUUCACGGUUUGGGGAUGUCACCCAAAGCAGGACAGGGUAAACGGAUUAACGGCGAGUGCCUACGUACAAAUUACGCACAGUAUGGCAUACGAUCGCUCUAUUUGGACGUCAUUGUGGCAGAUGCUGCCUCUCUCCAUCGUCUACUUCGCGUACCGGGAGUUGACAAUUUCGUAAAGCCAACUGCGGCUGCUAAAUGCAUAGGACUGGUAGACGCUGUCCUCACAGACCCUCCUUACGGAUUCCGAGAAAGCAGUCGCCGUAUUGCUGUACACGCUAUAGAACGUGCACCAGGCUUAGUGACUGUUCGGCGACUGGCUGAUAUUACCGGCUCAGAUUCCCCUUGCGGCCGUUGUGUUGAUGAUCAGACUCUGGUAGAAGUGCCUCAUGAUUUGCCUCACUUCCCACAUAAGGAAGAGUACCCACUGCAUGAAGCUAACAGUGACCUACUUGCUCUGAGUUCCCGUUUACUCAGACCUGGAGGUCGCCUGGUUUUCUGGGUUCCUGUAAACCGGGCCAAUCCUAUCGGACCAGAUACAUUACCAAGACAUCCAGACUUACAACUACUUGCUGUAUGCGAACAGAUACUCAAUUCCCGCAAUUCACGCUAUAUGGUUGCCAUGCGCAAGCGAGGACCAAAUGACCUUGGGUCUUCGGAUGCGCCAGCCUCGGAGAAAUUUCAUCUUGCUGAGUUAUUUCCACCAUAGUCUUGUUACAAUAUCGCCUUUCUUUGUACAGCCCCGUACACCCAUAAACUGAUGCACAUAAUCA
Messenger RNA from Dicrocoelium dendriticum, 1659 nucleotides. Lineage: Eukaryota; Metazoa; Platyhelminthes; Trematoda; Plagiorchiida; Dicrocoeliidae. The record is from the annotation of a GenBank genome assembly.